This is a messenger RNA of Striga hermonthica, 420 nucleotides long. NCBI's taxonomy places the organism in Eukaryota, Viridiplantae, Streptophyta, Magnoliopsida, Lamiales, Orobanchaceae. The record is from the annotation of a GenBank genome assembly.
AUGGAGGGAAAUCCACCUGUGAAUCCGAUCCCAAACGAAGCUACCGUGAAGCGUUACAAAUCAAUUUGGCGUGUGGUGCUUAUUUUCAACUUCGCUCUUGGCGGGUAUAUGUUUUGGCAAUCGGGUAAGAAACCAAGAGGAAAAGAGAAAACUGCGGUCCCCACUGAAGAAGUUGCUCCCGAAACUCCCGUUAUCGUGACCCCUCCAGUUGAACCUGAGCCAGUACUUCCUACUCCUAUCACGAGUCCCGUGAUAGUGCGACAGCCUGUCACAGAAGACCAGCAACGUGAAAUUUUCAACUGGAUUUUGGAAGAGAAAAGAAAGGUGAAACCCACGAGUCGAGAGGAGAAGAAACGUAUAGAUGAGGAGAAGGCCAUUCUCAAAGAGUUCAUUCGUGCAAAUUCGAUUACACGGAUUUGA